GCCUCAGUCGCAUUACUGCUCUGAUCAGUUUGCAACUUGAAGUCUCAGAAUGAAGUUAAACCAUACCAAACUGUCCCUUGUGACAGUUUGUAGUGACCUGCCUAAUCUGUGGCAAAGACACCGUUAUAUAAUAGUCCUCCAUGCUACAGUGGGAGACUCGAAUACUAGCAGAACUGUCAUAAAAGCAGAAAGAUCUGCUAGCCGAGCAUACUUAAAAUUCACACACUCAAACCGAGAUUCUAACCAUAACCUCUUAGGCUAGAUUUUCAUGAACCAUGACAUCAAUAUACAGGGAACUGCAAAUUCCUGCCACAAGUGGAGAAGUUCCUGUGUCGAAGGCCACAACCGUGACCCCCUCCGGAAACGCUAUGUCUGACAAAGGCGGUCAACAGGAUCACACCCGAACGCCGGGGAAACUCAUGCAGACAGCACGCAUGGCUUAUUCUCGAGUUUCGUCAUACACGGGCUAUGUGUGUUGCCGCAGCUAGAAAAGAACGGAGAAUGCAGCCUCUUGUCAACGCGACUAUCCGAGUUCCCUCCUACAAGUUGCAUCAAUGUCCUCCAAGAUAGCAAAAGAAGGUCUAACCUCCCGCUUCAAGCAGCUGAGCCAAUAUGUUUUCUUCUCUAACCCCCGCGGGAAGGUGGGCGUUGUAAACCAAGUACAUCCGUCACUCGUUCUUUUCUUCGGCUCGAUGGACGCUUCCCACCGACUGAUGCAGAAAUACGCGUUUCCCCUUCGAGAUCUAUUUCCUGCGGCGACUAUGGUCAUCAUAACAUCGGAUACUCCAUGUAUGUGGACGUCUCAAGGACAGAUGGAGAAACAUCUCGCGCCUGUCGUUGAUGUACUCAAGAAAGAACUGUCGGCGAACUCAGCUUACAGAGGGACAUACUGUCAUGUCAUGUCUAAUGGCGGCGGUUUCCAGCUAGUUGCUUUACGCAAGCUACUCAUGAAGUCUCAUCUCUCCGACUUCGUUCAACCUUCCGCCAAAAAGGCACCCGCGGCGCUCGUCCUGGACUCCACUCCAGGAGACUAUGGCCUUCGAUCCGCCAUGAUCUUUCUCUCACCCUCGCAGCCCGUUCUUCACGCUGCUGCUAAACCAGUGAUAGCUGGCCUAUACGCACUCUAUGCACUCAAUCUUCUCAUCCGGGGUAAUCCGCCGGUAUUUGACGAGCUUCGUUCUACCCUCAACAUGCCUGACGUUCUACCCUGUCUCACUGACGCCACAUCCUCUUCGGUCUCACGCCUCUACCUCUACUCGGAUGCCGACGAUCUCGUCCCCUGCCGAACGGUCGAGCGCCACAUCGAAGAGGCUAUCUCGAAGGGAUUCGACGUCAUGGAGGAAAAGUUUAGCGGACCCGCGCACAUCGCGUUGGCGCGCGAUGAGCCGGUCAAGUAUUGGGAGGCAGUCGCGAAAGUUUGGGCGCAUGCGGUCGAGGUCGCAGGUGUAAAUAUUUGAAGGACUCGGAUGUCGCAUUUGAGUGACGAAAGCGAGGCAUUGUAUUGGUGGUUCGUUAAUGUGGAUUAUAGGUCUUGAAGGGAAAGACUCUUGGGCAGGAUCCCCAAAGUUAUCUUGUCGGCCGAUGACGCAGCCCAAAACUCUGGAUAUACACGUUCCGUUGGUAUACAUCGUUGGCGUGCGCUUGAAGCACUCGGAGCCGAUUCUACAAGAUUAAUCCUCCGCAAAGAUCGCCCUCCGGAUGUUAGUGCUGUGGAGAGCAUGAUAUGAACCAUUCGCCCACUAGGGCAAGACGACAUGCUUGUUUGACGAUCAUGAGGCGUGACUCACAAUGAAUGGCGUCGGAUAUGUCAUCGUUUCAGAUGCACCUAGCACUACAUUGUUGACGUCGGAAAACAACAGCGAUGUAGUCGCCCUCAUGGUGUCGGGCACACCAUGGCCUACUUUCAAGACUCUUCCAUUUCAUAGUCAUCGAUAUGGAUCCUGCAACGUCCCUCUUAUGACGUUGGACGCACCAAUUUUGUCAAUAAUUCCGUCUG
Messenger RNA from Stereum hirsutum FP-91666 SS1, 1996 nucleotides. RefSeq lists its product as uncharacterized. The record is from RefSeq and is a predicted model, not a curated record. The transcript has 8 exons. NCBI's taxonomy places the organism in Eukaryota, Fungi, Basidiomycota, Agaricomycetes, Russulales, Stereaceae. Bases 555 to 1457 code for a protein of 300 amino acids.